Molecule: messenger RNA, 966 nt
Organism: Onychostoma macrolepis
Lineage: Eukaryota; Metazoa; Chordata; Actinopteri; Cypriniformes; Cyprinidae
Gene: tmsb2
Product: thymosin beta 2
Exons: 4
Coding region: 436-771 (111 amino acids)
Biological process (GO): regulation of cell migration; actin filament organization
Cellular component (GO): cytoplasm
Molecular function (GO): actin monomer binding
Source: RefSeq, a predicted model, not a curated record
CCCCUUGGCUCAGCGAGGGCCACAUUUUAAAAUGAGACAUGACUCAGGGUCUCAGGCAGUAUGACAUCCCAGCCCCCCACCAGACAGCUGCCACACGGUGUGACAGGACCCCGCUUCCAGCUAACCCUGCGAUCCCAAAAUCACAUGCCCUUGUGUCCACUCUAUUUGUCACACUCCAUCUUUAUUAAUUCAUCAUUCAAUCACGUAUCGGCAUCGAAUGUCUGUUGUCUACGGAGCAUGAAUAUUAACCGGACAGGAUGGAAGGGAUAGGCUGACUAAAGCUCUCCAGCAUCCUCCCUCCCUCCCUCUCUCUCCUCAUAAUUCCACGCCCUAGCGGAUACACAGACACCAGCAGACGCAGUCUGGGUAAUCUCAGCAGAUCCUCCUCUCUUUCUACCAGCCAGUGGAUACAGCCACUUUGUGUUCUGCGCAAUCAUGUCUGACAAGCCAGACCUCACAGAAAUCGCCAGGUUUGACAAAACCAAGCUGAAGAAGACUGAGACAAAAGAGAAGAACCCUCUGCCCACCAAAGAGAUCUUUUUUUCAGCUUCUUAUGUCAGCAGAUGGGUGUCAGCUCAAAGUCCUUCAUCAGCAUUGCAGUGCAGACCUAAGCCUGCUUGCAGAAUUUCCCAUCUAUCGAGCAGGAGAGGAAAGGCGAUGCCACCCCUUGACCUAAGAGACAAGGAGAAGACAAGCACAAGACAUGUUCUUCUGACAUGGCAGAUAUUACAAUUCCUAUUUCUGUUUAAAGGGUGCUAUUGCCCCAUGUGAUGCAUGGUUACCAUUGCGAUUGGAGUCACUGGGGCCUAUGAAUGGGAGUGUGAUGAAGGGGGAACACUUGAGACAGGGUUAAAAAUAUAUUUUACCAAAUUCUGUUUAGUGCAUUUGUUUUUUUAAUUUUUUAAAAGGGUUUCUUCAUGAAAUAAAGACAAAUGAAAUGUAAAUCAAAUAAAAUACCAAAUAUGA